Tachyglossus aculeatus (Australian echidna) is the source of this 1580-nucleotide messenger RNA. It is a transcript of the gene GCAT, whose product is annotated as glycine C-acetyltransferase. The transcript is spliced from 9 exons. The record is from RefSeq and is a predicted model, not a curated record. NCBI's taxonomy places the organism in Eukaryota, Metazoa, Chordata, Mammalia, Monotremata, Tachyglossidae. Gene Ontology annotation, biological process: L-threonine catabolic process; biosynthetic process. Bases 126 to 1394 code for a protein of 422 amino acids. Gene Ontology annotation, molecular function: pyridoxal phosphate binding; glycine C-acetyltransferase activity.
AAGUCGCCAAGGUUGGCGACAGGUCGGUCCCGCCCUGUUGCCCCACGCGGGCCUCCCGUUGGUCAGAGGGGGGCCCUCCCCCAAACGCCCCCGUUGCUGGGGCCCGAGCAGCUGUGCCAGCCGAAAUGUGGUGCCACCCGAGGCUCCUGCUGUGCCCGCUGGCCCGGGCACCCUGGGCCGGGCCAAGGAGGGACCGCUCGGCCCUCGCCCAGCUCACCCACAUCCUGGAAGGGGAACUCGAGGGGAUCCGAGGGGCCGGGACCUGGAAAGACGAGAGGAUCAUCACGUCAAAGCAAGGGCCCCACAUCCACGUGGAAGGCAGCCAGGGAGGGAUCCUGAACUUCUGCGCCAAUAACUACCUGGGCCUCUCCAGCCAUCCCGAAGUGAUCCGGGCAGGCCUCAAGGCGCUGGAGGAGUUUGGAGCGGGUCUCAGCUCCGUCCGUUUCAUCUGUGGGACGCAGAACAUCCACAAGAGCCUGGAGGAGAAGAUCUCCCGCUUCCACCAGAGGGAAGAUGCCAUCCUCUAUCCCAGCUGUUUUGACGCCAAUGCCGGCCUCUUUGAGGCCCUGCUGACCCCGGAGGACGCCGUGCUGUCGGACGAGCUGAACCACGCCUCCAUCAUCGAUGGCAUCCGCCUCUGCAAAGCCAACAAGUUCCGCUACCGCCACCUGGACAUGGCUGACCUGGAGGCCAAGCUACAGGAAGCCCAAAAGCACCGGCUGCGGCUGGUGGCCACGGACGGGGCCUUCUCCAUGGACGGCGACAUCGCUCCGCUGCGGGAGAUCUGUGCCCUGGCCCGCAAGUAUCAGGCCCUCGUGUUUGUCGACGAGUGCCACGCCACCGGCUUUCUGGGUCCCAACGGCCGGGGCACCGAUGAACUGCUGGGAGUGAUGGACCAGGUCACCAUCAUCAACUCCACCCUGGGGAAGGCCCUGGGGGGAGCGGCAGGCGGCUACACCACUGGCCCCCGAGCCCUGGUGUCCCUGCUCCGCCAGCGGGCCCGGCCCUACCUCUUCUCCAACAGCCUGCCGCCCGCCGUGGUGGGUUGUGCCUCCAAGGCUCUGGACCUGCUUUUGGAAAGCAAUGCCAUCGCGCAGUCCAUGGCGGCCAAGACCCGACGGUUCCGCAGUAAGAUGGAGGCGGCUGGCUUCACCAUCUCGGGCGGCGAGCAUCCCAUCUGCCCAGUCAUGCUGGGCGAUGCCAGAUUGGCGUCGGUCAUGGCGGAUGAAAUGCUGAACAAAGGCAUCUACGUCAUUGGCUUCAGCUACCCCGUGGUGCCCAAAGGGAAGGCCCGGAUCCGCGUGCAGAUCUCAGCCGUGCACAGCGAAGAGGACAUUGACCGUUGCGUGCAGGCCUUCGUGGAGGUGGGGCGCAAGCACGGGGCCCUGCCCUGAACCCCCGACACCCGUCCCAUCCCCGAGGGGGGUCCCCCGCUCCGCGCUCCCGCUGAACUGCCUGGAUCCGGGGGCGGGCGAAGGGAAGCGGACACACAUCCACCCCGAGGCAGCAGCCCGAGGGCGUCGGAGAGGAGGUGCUGGGAAACCCUCCUUUCCAAUUCCAAUAAAGCAGGAACCAAUUGA